Molecule: messenger RNA, 1053 nt
Organism: Closterium sp. Naga37s-1
Lineage: Eukaryota; Viridiplantae; Streptophyta; Zygnematophyceae; Desmidiales; Closteriaceae
Source: the annotation of a GenBank genome assembly
AUGUUCGACGGAGCAAGGACUUCGCAGAGAGCGGGUUACCCGCCGCGACAGUGCUACCCGCCAGCCGAGACGCGCGCUGAAUCCACGAGCUACAACUACAAGCAGAGCGGCAAUGCCGAUGCGGCAGGAGAGCCGUUGAAAGAAGCCACAGAGGCUGUAUUACGGUCCCGCGCGCAAGAGGUUCUGUCGGAGCGCCACGAGCUGGUGCAGCAGCUAUCGUCGUUCCGCGUAACGGCGGCGUACCGGCAGAAGCGCGUGGAAGCGACCGUGAAAGAAGCGGAUGUGCUUAAAACGAAAUUGGCGGGAGGGGAGAAGCGGCUGGAGAGGGUUCGCGCGCAGCUUGACGCCACGCGCAUCGCUCGAGACGCCGCGGCGCGGGAACUCGCGGUCCUUCGGCGGAUCGCGCCCGCAACUUCGGAUGCCACUAGCAGUGACGAGGAGUACAGCGAGGAGAGCGAUGCGGCGUCGGAUUCGGAGAGUGACUCCACGUCGGAUAGGGGAGCCAGGUCGGGGGGAAGAGGCGGAAUGCGCGGAGGGGCGGCGAAGUUGGCGGGGGAUGCGGCGUGGCGGAGGACGGAGCUGCGGAACGUGCUGCAGGAAAUGGCGCAAGCGCUGGAGAAGACCGAGAAGAGAGCGCGAAGCGCGUUGGCGAGAACGAUGCAGUUAGAAGGCUUGCUGGAGGACAGAAAGGAGGAGCUGGCGGAGGUGCGGAGCGAGCUGCGCACGGCGGAGGGGGAGCGGAACAUGCUGGCGGACGAGCUGCAGGAAGCCUUCAACUCAUGGGCGCAGCCGCGCGCGCCCGCAGGCAACGCAAUGAGGAUGUCAGGUGUGGCCUCCGCGCCGCUGCUGCUACAGCAGCUACAGGCGCAGCGCGCUACAGAUAAACACGGGCUUGGAACGUGGAUGGAUGAGGGAAGGGGUGGUGGGGAUUUCAUGGGGAAAGGGAGGAGCAGAGAAACGGGUCGGAUCAGCAGAAGCACGAGCAAGGAGGAGCUGGGGGCGCGGAUGCGAGCACGGGGCCGAGCGGAGAGGCGAAAAGUGCAAGGGGGAUGA